AUGAAAUUUAUUCAAAAUGAAAUCUCACAAAUCGAUUCUACAUCGAUCAAAUGCGUCUGUGCUAUAAAUCCGAAUUGUAUACGUCCAGCCAUUAUCGUAUCCCCUGGUAUAUACUACAAAGUGUUUGACAAUCUCACUUAUAACGUGCCCGGUUGGAUUCGCGCCUGCCAAGUUAUUGAUUCUCUUUUACUGUCGACACUUGAAUGGUUAUAUAUUGAUUCAGUGUCGUUUCCGUUUUUUAUGUAUGCUCUGGGCGUUAUGAAUAAACAGUACGUUAGUGUUAUAAAAAGUCCAUUAGAUAAUAAGCCUAUCGUUUACAAUUCAUCAAUGAGCCGUUUUCCUCCCAACACAUCGAAUUCAAUAAUCGUGAAAGAAAUUAUGGUUGAACAAUGGAAUCACUCUUUAUCGUAUCAACGCUUUUAUGAAACUUGUGCACCAAUGUAUUGUUCUUAUCCUAAAACUAUUCGCAAGAACUCUUUUAUUGAAGUGAUCAUAACAAUAAUGUCGAUGAUGGGUGGUAUCGUGGCCUCAUUGCGAAUUUUAACACCUCCUAUUGUCAAACUCAUUCUGAGAUUGGUGACGCGAGCCAACCAAAAUCCAAGAGAAAUAGAACAAGGUAAUAGUAUAUUUGCUCAAAUUCAAUAUAAUUGUAGUCUAACCUAA
Adineta ricciae is the source of this 663-nucleotide messenger RNA. NCBI's taxonomy places the organism in Eukaryota, Metazoa, Rotifera, Eurotatoria, Adinetida, Adinetidae. The record is from the annotation of a GenBank genome assembly.